This is a messenger RNA of Aspergillus caelatus, 738 nucleotides long. RefSeq lists its product as uncharacterized. Gene Ontology annotation, biological process: protein homooligomerization. The record is from RefSeq and is a predicted model, not a curated record. The transcript has a single exon. The coding region runs from base 1 to 738 and encodes 245 amino acids. NCBI's taxonomy places the organism in Eukaryota, Fungi, Ascomycota, Eurotiomycetes, Eurotiales, Aspergillaceae. Gene Ontology annotation, molecular function: protein binding.
AUGCCUUGUGUCAGCUUGAGAUCUUCAGAGAAUAACAAAGCAUCUCCAGAUGAUUUCUCCAAACUCCUAGAUCCUACCCAAGCCUUUCACAUAAUCUCCAAAACAACACACCAAUAUAAACCACCACGUAUCAACCAUAUGGAAACCACCAACGACACCACGAACGAGCAGGUCCUCCUGCAAAUAAGCGACCGUCAAUUCAUAACAUCAAAAUCGACACUCUCGCAAAAAAGCACAUCUUUCCAAGCCCUCUUCUCCAACCGAUGGAACAACCAGCGUCCAGAUAGCUCCUACUUCGUCGAUGCAGACCCCAACCUCUUCGAACAUAUUCUUCGGUACUGUCGCCGCGGCAUCUUCCCCCUCUUCUACGAUCGAGCUUGCGGACACAACUACAGUCUAUAUCUCCAGCUCCUCCAGGAAGCGAGAUACUUCGGCAUUGACGGUCUUCGAGAAUGGUUAGAGGAAGAGAAGUACCUCCAGGCUGUGAAGAUCGUGCGGUCAGUGAAGUCGCUGAAAGGCCUUGAGAGUCAGAUUCAUGAGGUUCAUUUGGCGAAUAUGGACCCGGAAUACUUCCCGCACUGGGGUACUCGUAAGGUGUUUGUUUGUCCCCGGGGAGUUGGGCAGCAUAGGAGAAACCCGGGACUUUGUGGGAAGAAGUGUGUGAAGGUGCAGGGUGACGAGGAGGUGAUUUUUGAGGAUGAAAUCGGCCUUGAUUGGAAGGGUGGUUGUGGAGAAUAA